Molecule: messenger RNA, 780 nt
Organism: Didymodactylos carnosus
Lineage: Eukaryota; Metazoa; Rotifera; Eurotatoria; Philodinida; Philodinidae
Source: the annotation of a GenBank genome assembly
AUGCAACAAAUCGUUUUCUUAUUGGUUAUUGCUGGUGUUUGCGUGACUGGUCUUCCAGCACCUAGUGGACAAAUAACUCAAGCUCAAGCCCGUGACAUUUUUGACACUUUAGGAAGUGCACUUACCAGUGUUUGGAGUGGUGUUAUUCAAAAACCAAUUGAAACCGCUCUUCAAAAUGGAGCAUUGAUGUUAGCUCAAUUACUUGCCGGCCUCGGAACAGAUGGAAUUAAUUUAUCAUCAAUCUUUGGUGGACGAAGUAGCAUGGAUGCACGUGACUUUUUUGACAUUUUUGGAAGCGCAAUUACCAGUGUUUGGACUGAUGUUAUUCAAAAACCAAUUGAAACCGCUCUUCAAAAUGGAGCAUUGAUGUUAGCUCAAUUACUUGCCGGCGUCGGAACAAAUGGAAUUAAUUUAUCAUCAAUCUUUGGUGGACGAAGUGGUAUAAAUGAAGCAGAAUUCCGUGGUUUUUGGGAUAGCGUUCUUAGUGGAGUGACAUCAAUUUGGACAGAUGUCAUUCAAAAACCAGUCGAAGGAGCUUUACAAACAAGUGCCUUAUUAUUAGCUCAACUGUUAGCUGGUAUUGGCACAGAGGGUAUUUCACUUGGUAAACGUGAACUUGUCCCUGAACUUCGUGGCCCAAUUAUCGAUUCACUCACUGAUCAUGCAACCGGUUUAUUCCAAAACACUCUUAAACCAAUAAUUGAAUCUGCUUUAUCAAAUGUUGCAAUAAAUAUGGCUCAAAUAUUAGCCAACUUUUCACAAACCGGAGUUAUCGGUUAA